CAUGGACAUUUCUGGGACCUUGUCCCAGACUCGAGCUGACCUCAGGGCUGCCUGUGACCAGAGUAGGUGGGGUCUGUCCCUCACAGUUCCUUUGCAGGAACUCCGGCCUCAUCAUGGACCCAGAAUGCUCCCGGCUCCUUCCAGCUCUCUGUGCUGUCCUGGCAGAUCCAAGGCAGCCGAUGACAGAUGACACCUGUUUAGAGAAACUCCUGGACUGGUUUAAAACAGUAACAGAGACAGAAUCCAGUCUCCUGCUGUUACAAGAGAAUCCCUGCCUGGUCGAGCUGCUGUCCCAGGCCCUGAAAUUCCAGGAUGUGAGUUCCAGAAUCCUCUCCUUUUCACUUCGCCUUGCUGGCAUAUUUGCAGCCCAGGAAAACUGCUUCCAGUUUCUCCAGCAGGGAGAAUUACUGCUUGGGCUCUUUGGUGAGGCGGGUCCCCUUGGCCUGCCGGCCUGGAAUGUCCCCUCUGUGCGCAGCGGCUGGAUCCAAGGCCUCUGCUCCUUGGCAAAGCACCCCAGUGCUGAGCAGUUCCUGGUCGACUGUGGUGCCGUGGACACCAUCUUCUCCCUGCAAGAGGAUUCCAGCCUUUUUGUGGCCUCUGCUGCCAGCCAGCUCCUGGUGCAAGUCCUGAGUUUAUCCAUACAAGGUAGAGCCACCCCACAGCUUGGCUCCUCAGAUGGUGACUGGCCCUCGUGUGCCCAGAGCAUCGUGGGCUACCUUGAGGAGUCCCUGCGCUCCGGAGCCACGCCACAAAUCACACAGGCACUGAAGGUCCUGACCACCACGUUUGGGCGUUGCCACCACUCCUGGACAGAAGCCCUUUGGAUGCGGCUGAGCCCUCUAGUGACCUGUCUCCUGGAGAAGGACACUGUCCCCACGGCUCACUCGCUUGCUGACCUUUUCCUCAGCAUGGCAAGGUCUCCUACUUUUGGUUCUUCUGACUGUGACCUGUGGGUGACGUUGGCCCAGACUCUGAGCUGUCUGAGCCCCACGCAGGCAGGGCCCCUGGCUCUGGGGAUCCUGAAACUGCACGUCUGUCCCCAAGCUCUGAAGACCCAGGCCUUUGAUGUCCUCCUUCAGCCGCUGGCGUGUGUCCUGGAAGCUGCUGCCCAGGUCCCUGGAUCUUCAGGCUUGCCAGAUGGGACUGGGAGCAACCCCACGAUGGCUGAUGCCCUCCUGGCCUCCACGUCGUCCUGUGCGGCCCUCUUGUGCCAGAGCCUGGCCCACCUUGGGGAGCUGCAGGCACUGCCCCAUAGUCCGCGGCCCUGGCCGCAGGUGCUCCUCCUUGAGGCCACCAUGAUGACGCUGCGCUUCUGCAGCGGCUCUGCAGUGCCCAUCUCCAGCGUGGGAGGACGCCUCUGCGGGAUCCUGGCUAGCUGCAUCCGUGUCCAACGAGCGGCCCUCGACUUCCUGGGGAUGCUGUCUCAGGGGACAGGUGCAUGUGAGGUUUCUUCUUCCGUGAUGAGCCACACUCCUCACCCCUCCAGUGUUCCUUUGCAUGUCCUCUCAGGGUGGGACUCAGCUGACCCAUGGGUUCCUUGCUUUCCUGAGGCUCAGGCUUGCACCUUCCCUGCUGGGACCUGGAAGUUCCUGGGAUGGGGGUGCUGGGGUGUUCAUCCACUUGCAUCUGUCCCAGGCCCCCAAGAGUCUGUGACGCAGGUGUUUGCCAUCCUCCUGGAGUACCUGAGGAGCCCUGAGUCCAGCCCUACGGUUCUGAAGAAGGCCUUCCAGGCCACUCUCCGGUGGCUCCUAAGCAUGUCCAAAGCCUGUGGCUCCAACAACCCUGACCCCCACACCCAGCCAUUCCUCAGAGAGCUGUUCCCCGUGAUGCAGAAACGUUUGUGCAACCCUUGCUGGGAGGUAAGGGACUCGGCUCUUGAGUUCCUGACUCACCUGACCACACACUGGGGAGGGCAGCCCGACUUCAGAGAAGCCCUCCUGGCCUCGGACGUGCCUGAGCUUACUCAGCAGCUUCUCCAGGACCCCGAGGCCUACGUCCGCGCAAGCGCAGUGACAGCCAUGGGGCAGCUGGCCAGCCAGGGUCUGCAUGCCACUCCCAGUGGCCCCGAGCACCCAGGAGCCAAGCAGAAGAGUCUACCCCAGGAGCUCCUGCAUAUCCUCUCCUUGGACUCCGAGGGCUUCCCUCGGAGGGCAGUGAUGCAGGUCUUCACACAGUGGCUGCAGGAUGGCCACCCUGCGAUGGCUGAGGACCUGGAGCAGUUCAUGGCCCGUGUGUUCCAGGUGGGCAAGGCUUAACAGCUUGGGACCAAGUCCUGCCUAGGUUCUUGCGUUCUACUGACCAAGGAUGACGAGGAGAGGCUCAGCGGUUCCACACGAACAAAGUGGCAGAAAGAAAGCGGAGGCUCCCAAGGGAGAGACGAGAGGGGCUUCCACCUACACUAGCCUCCAGUCUCUCCCCAAAUAGAGAUCUUCCUGGAGUUUAUAAAGGGUUUUAGGAGGGAAGGAUCGCAUGUUUUAUUCAUUGAUUUUGGGGGUGGGAAGGUGGGGCUUUCUGGGAAAUGGCGGGAUUAAAGAAAUUAGGUGUGUAGGCAUCUGGAAACCAAGGUGGAGUCAGUUUGGACGAUGUCACAUCAGCACUGCACAGUCUCGGUGGCCACUUGACAAGACUGUAAGGUCAUACCCAUUCUCACUGUGCAUGCCCCAGGGAUCAGCUGAUUCUGUUCAACUUCGGAAAACAGCUUGUAGGAAAGAUGCGUAGAACUUCAUGUGUCAGAGUCCAGGAUGUGGGUUAUCUUGUAACACCACCGCCUAUGGUAAUAAAAAAAAAAAAGUCCUGAAAAAGAACUUGAGAGAGAGAUGCAGGACGCCACCCCCACAGUGAGGUCCUGAAAAACAACUUGAGAGAGAGAGAUGUAAAUCUUUGUGCGUCAUGGGCUGCAUGUGUGGGUUAUCUUGUAACGUCACCCCCACAGUAGAGUCCCAGAUCAACAGGCCGAUUAUUCCGGCCUUGAGGCUGUCCAGCCUUCUGCCCCUGUCUCGAUUCUGUGCCUCGCCUGGUGCCCCCUUAGGCUUGUGCCCGGGGGUAAGUGCCCCCUCUGAUUCUUCCUUCCCUCUUCCAGUUUCUGGUGGCCCAGGUCUUCCUUGGCUUGUGGCUGCAUCACUCCCAUCUCUGCCUCCAUGGUCAUGUGGCCGUCUUCCCUCUGCAUCCCUUCUCCUCUUUUCUAAAGACACCACUUAGAUUGGAUCAGGGCCCACCCUGUUCCACAUGCCUUAACGUUAACUGAUAACAUCUUCAAAGACCCUAUUUCCAAACAAGGGCAUGUUCACAGGUACUGGGGUUAGGACACAACUCAAUCAGUAGCAGUCUUCUUUUACUUUUCAAAAUUCCUCAAAUUUUCUACAAUUGACAUACAUCGUUGCAUAAUCAUUUAUAAAGGCCAUUUUUGAAGGGGCAGAUGGUGACAAAUCCCUCAGUCAUCUGUGGGGGCGCUGCUGAGUGCGUGGGGACAUUUCUUCAGAAGGAGGCAUGGCAAGGCCGAAGGGGGGCUGGGCUGGCUGCUGAGAGCAAUCCUUGGCCCCAAGAAGCCCACCUUGUAAAGGUUUCCAAAGAGAAGAAGGGUGCCUUGAGCAGAAAAAUCUUCAGUCUAGCUCUGAAGCAAUAAUGGCAGCUUUCAGGCAGAGGGCUAUGGGCAGGGUCCUCCCAGUACAGCUGCACUUGGAGUGCUUACCCAGCUGUGGGGGCAGUGGGCAUAGUGCCAGGGCCACCUUCACAGCUGGGCCUGGGCAGAGGGUGGACGCCAUCCCCAGGGCUGCUGACUGGCUGUGGGCAUAGGGGGCCGCUAGCUAGCUCCCUCCCCUCUCCUGGGUGCAGGCAAGCCACGAGCACCUGGAGAAGGAGCCACGUCUGUGUCUUGAGUGCUGCGGCUCCUCCGUUGCUCCCUCUGGCCGGCUCCUUCAGCUUCCUGACCCCAGACAGGACCCUGGGGAGGUAGGCAGAGAGACCCUCAUGUCGGCCAGCAGCAGCCAGUGGAUGGGCCACGCAGGGGAUGAGGAAGGCAUCAGAGGUCUCCUGACCUCCCAAGACCAUUCCUCCCUGGCCAGGAAGAAGAACACAGUGGGGCAGUGUUCCUGGGAGACUGGUGCUGGUCCAGCCAGAGGGGGCCAGGAGGCAGGCAGACAGGCCCCAGCCAGGUUCUCUCUGACCACCUGGGUGACUUGGGCCCCCUCCCACCUCAACUGUCAGCCCUGCAGGGGCAGGGAGAGGUGUGCGCUGUUCUCUCCUGUAGCCCCCUUCCUACCUACGGCUGGUACAGAGUUGAGACCCCGUGAGUAGCGGCUGCUUGAAGCAACAGCUGUCUGUCUCGGUCCACUAAAGAGGAGACACGGAGGGCCAGAUAGCACCUGGCUUGUCCCGUCAUGGCGGACAGUGGGGGCUGGCCCCGCCCCCCCAUUCUAAUAACCACUGGUUGCCGAGAAGUCAGUUCUGACUCACGAUGACCCCAUGCGUGUCAGAGUAGAACUGUGCUCCAUAAGGUUUUCAACGGAGGAUUCUACAGAAGUAGAUUGCCAGGCCUUUCUGCCUAGUCCAUCUUAGUCUGGAAGCUCCGCUGAAACCUGUUCAGUGUCGUAGCAACACACAAGCCUCCAACGACAGAGGGGCGGCGACUGUGCAUGAAGUGCACUGGCUGGGAAUUGAACCGAGACUCCCGCCCAGAGGGCGAGAAUCCUACUGCUGAACCACCACUGCCUCAAAGACCAGUUGCUGUCAGUUCUGACUCGUGGCAACCUCGUGUGUGUCAAGAGUAGAACUGUGCUCCAUAGGGUUUUCACUGGCUUAUUUUUUAGAAGUAGAUUGCCAGACCUUUCUUCUGAGGCACCUCUGGGUGGAAAGGAACCUCCAACUUUUCAGUUAGCAGCCAAGUACAUUCACUGUUUGCGCCAUGCAGGGACUGCAUCCUAAUAACAGCCUGUUAAUUUCCCUUCAGUCCAGGUGCUUCCUGGAGUGCCUGACCCACCUGCACCUUCCACCCACCAGCUGACUGUGCUUGGUGUAGAGACCCACACAGGAGCAGACUGUGUCUGUGGACAACAGUCUUAGGACCCUGGGGCUGGGGGUGGGGAGCCCGCAGGGAGGGAGUCUGCCUAAGCAUGGAGCCCCUGGGCUCUCAGCCAUUCUCCUUUGCUUAGCAGCUGGAGCUGGUUUCUGUCACUUUCAUCUGAAAGAGGAGGCAGGAACCCAACUCCCCAGCCCUGCUUUCCCUCAUCAUGGAGGCAAGGCUCACCUGGGCUGGAGUGAUGCCAGGAUUUUCCUGCAGUCUUGUUCACUCUGCAAAUACUUAUUGAAUGCAUCGUAGAUGUCGUUGGCCGUGCCUGGUGGGAGGAUGUGGUGGCAGGAUCCCCACUCUCACCACCAGCCCUCCGCGUACAACGGGGGUGGUGAUUAGGAGGCUCUGCCGCGUGGGCAUGUCACGUUCCCUGCCUACUCAUUUUUUCAUCCAUAAAAUAGAGACACAAGUAAUAGUUACAUGAGGUAAUGCAUCUAAAGCAUUUAGUAUCUUGUGCCUGGACUCAAGGCCGGAUUACCCAAUAAACAAGGUACUCAUGGGCCCAGUUGUGCUGCCCCGCCAAUCUGCACUGCACAAUUUCAUCUGUCCCUCACCACAUCAAAAAUGUGAUGAAACCCAUGUGAAUGAAACCUUUGCUCACCACAGAUUAGCAAGUAAAUGCAAUUAAGCCAGUGUAUACCUUGCUCAAUGCAAGCUAGUACAUACCGUGCUUACUGGUUAAUCCACACCUGCCUGGAGUCCUUGCAUGGUGCAAACAGUUAAUGUACUCAGCUGCUAACGGAAAGGUUGGAGAUUCAAGUCCACCCAGAGGCACUGAAGAAGAAAGGCCUGGCGAUCUAUGUCUGAAAAAUCAGCCAUUGAAAACCCUAUGGAACACAGUUCUACUCUGACACACAUGGUGUCAACAUGAGUCAAAGUCCGCACAAUGGUAACUGGUUGGUUUUUGGAUCUUGUGCUUGGCAUAUGAGAAAGUGCUAAAAAAAAAAAAAAAAAAACCCAACAUACAUACAUAUAUAUGUAUAUAUAUAAUUAUAUCCUAACAGGUGGGCAGACAAAGGGGCGAUGACAACUAGGCUGCGUGUUGUAUUCCUCCCACCCUCCCCACCAUUAUUUCUGUGAGUCUGGGGUGUCUCACCGUGCUGUGGAAGAAGUCAGGUGUGCAGAAGGUGGGGACCAUGGGCUCUUGCCCCUGCCCUGUGCCCCAAUGCCCUGUGGGUUUUAGGGGAGAUGAAAGCAGGAGGGGUGGUGCCCACAUUCCAGGCUGCCCAUCUGACUGGCCAUCCC
Molecule: messenger RNA, 6310 nt
Organism: Loxodonta africana (African savanna elephant)
Lineage: Eukaryota; Metazoa; Chordata; Mammalia; Proboscidea; Elephantidae
Gene: BRAT1
Product: BRCA1 associated ATM activator 1
Exons: 13
Coding region: 114-2255 (713 amino acids)
Biological process (GO): DNA damage response; cell population proliferation; positive regulation of protein phosphorylation
Cellular component (GO): nucleus
Source: RefSeq, a predicted model, not a curated record